GCUCUAACUGGAGGCAGGCAGACACCUUUUCUGGACUACUAUGAAGCUUUAAGCUGUCAACAAAUCAAACCAACUUAAUUUCGACAAUUUGGAGUGUUUUUAAUACAUAAAGGGCAUCAUGCAUUGACAUCGGACUCGAGGUUUAACGGAGAGAUGUUACACAUUUCCUGAGUGUUUCGGAUAGAAGACUAAUUCUUCACUGUAUUGUUGACUUGCUAGGUCGGUAACGGGAGCUAAUUUAGCUUAGGUGCGAGAGAGCUUCUGCAGCUAGUUUAGCUAGGCCCGAUUAGCUUGCUCUUUUCUAUAGUUUUAUUUUUACAGGCAACGUUACCAGCCACCGAAACAGUCGUUUGGACAGUUUGGUGCCUCCACAAGUUCCUGACAUGGCUGACAGCAGCAUAUUGACUUUAGGGACGGCUCGGAGUCUGUUGGUGGAUUCUUCAGUCUACGAUUCGAGGAUCGCUGAAACCACCAAGGAUCAUACAUUUUUUGGCAUGACAUGUGAAGACAUGGAAGAUAUGUUGCCAAAAGUGGAAACCAGGGUCGUUCUUGUGGGAGAAGCAGGCAGAAAUGGAGCACUGGUCAAAGCACUGCAGGCAAUCAGAGUAAUGGAGGUACCAGUGGUAAAGAUGAGAGAUGGCGAAGCAGGUGCUGCGGAGAAAACGAUGAUCAAAUCCAUAGUCAAUAUGGACAUCAACACCCCGUGCAUAAUGAUAGACAACGUCCAGGAGUUUGAAGAUGGGGACAACACGGAUUUCGAGACGGUGUUCGUCCUCACAGACUUUGAUUCUCACGACUACAACUACCUCUACAAUCGUGACAGCCGCAUCGUCGGGCCUCCUGUUGUGCUGCACUGUGCGGCCAAAGAGGAGCCUCUUCAGUUUUCAUGUCGUCCUCUCUACUCCACCACGAUGCUCAACCUGUCGCUGUGCUUCACAGGCUUCAGGAACAAAGAGGAAAUGAAAAACUUGGUGAAUCUGGUUCACCACAUGGGUGGGACCAUCCGGAAAGACUUCAGCACCAAGGUGACUCAUCUCAUCGCCUACUCAACUCAUGGAGAGAAAUACAGGCUGGCAGUGUGUAUGGGGACGCCCAUUCUCACCCCCUCGUGGAUUCUUAAGGCCUGGGAGAGAAGAGAUGAUGUGCACUUUCAUGCAGGAGAAGAAGAGUUUCGAACGGAGUUCAAAGUGCCUCCGUUCCAGGACUGCACCCUCAGUUUUCUGGGAUUCUCAGAUGAAGAGAAGGCCAACAUGGAGGAGAGGACUCUUAAACACGGUGGCAGUUACUUUGAGGUUGGAGAUGAGAGGUGUACACACAUGGUGGUGGAGGAAAACUCAGUGAAGGAGCUGCCAUUUUCUCCCUCCAAGAAACUCUUUGUGGUGAAACAGGAGUGGUUCUGGGGAAGCAUUCAGAUGGACGCUCGGGCCGGAGAGUCCAUGUACACCUACGAGAAGAUCGACAGCCCAACCAUGAAGAAGGCCGUGUCGCUCCUGUCCAUCACCACCCCAAACAGUAACCGUAAGCGUCGUCGUCUUAGGGACACGCUGGCUCAGCUCACCAAGGAGACGGAGAUCUCCCCGUUCCCGCCACCACGGAAAAGGCCGUCAGCAGAGCACUCCCUGUCCAUGGGUUCUCUGCUGGACAUAUCAAACACUCCUGAGACAAGCAAAGCCUUGGCAGAAGACAGAGUAGGGAACAGUUCAGAGAGCAAAGGAGAAAAUACUGUGACCAGAAAUAGGAUGAGAAGAAGGAGUACCAGGGAGAGGAGGAUUAGGAAAGACAGGGAGGAGAGGAGAAAAAGGUCCUACCAGGGUAAAAGUAGUCUUCAUCAACCAGAGGAGGAGCAGCAACCAGGAACUUCAGCAGAGGCUUCGAAACCGUCCAAAAGUUCAACCCCGGUUGUAUCCAAGCAGUCAGCCAGGUGGCAGGUCUCCAAGGAGCUCUACCAGACUGAGAGCAAUUAUGUGGACAUCUUAAGCACCAUCCUACAGCUCUUCAAGCUUCCAUUGGAAAAAGAGGGGCAGGUGGGCGGACCCAUCCUGGCCCAAGAAGAAAUGAAGACGAUAUUUGGCAGCAUCCCAGAGAUCUAUGAUGUUCACAUGAGAAUAAAGAGUGACCUCGAGGAGCUCCUGACAGACUGGUCAGAGGACAGGAGCGUAGGAGACGUCAUUCUCAAAUAUUCUAAAGAGCUGGUGAAGGCCUACCCUCCCUUCGUCAACUUCUUUGAAAUGAGCAAGGAGACGAUUGUUCGCUGUGAGCGACAGAGGCCACGCUUCCACGCUUUCCUCAAGAUCAACCAGGCCAAGCCAGAGUGCGGCAGGCAGACACUGGUGGAGCUUCUCAUCAGACCUGUACAGAGACUACCUAGUGUGGCCCUGCUUCUCAACGACAUAAAGAAGCAUACGUCAGAUGACAACCCAGACAAGAUAACACUGGAGAAAGCAAUUGAGUCUUUGAAAGAAGUCAUGACCCACAUCAACGAGGACAAGAGGAAGACUGAAGGCCAGAAGCAGAUCUUCGAUGUUGUUUAUGAAGUUGACGGCUGUCCUGCCAACUUGCUGUCCUCCCAUCGCAGUCUGGUUUACCGAGUAGAAACCAUCGCUCUGGGAGACCAGCCUUGUGACCGCGGAGAACAUGUCACACUGUUCCUCUUCAAUGACUGCCUUGAGAUUGCGAGGAAGCGACACAAGGUGAUCAAUACAUUCAAGAGUCCGCUGGGACAGACGAGACCACCGCCCCCGCUCAAACACAUUGCACUGAUGCCACUGUCCCAGAUCAGACGAGUGCUGGACCUGCAGGACACAGAGGAGUGUGUGAAUGCAUUCGCCUUGGUGGUUCGCCCUCCAACUGAACAGGAGAACUUGUUGUUUAGCUUCCAACUGGCUGCAGAGGAAACGGUUAAAAGCGCCUGGCUGCGAACACUCUGCCGCCAUGUUGCCAACACCAUCUGCAGGGCUGAUGCGGAGGACCUGAUUCACUGUUCAGACCCAGACUCACUACAGGUCAGCACCAAGGAUAUGGACAGCACCCUGAGCAAAGCAUCAAGGGCCAUUAAGAAGACCUCUAAAAAGGUGACGAGGGCUUUUUCUUUCACAAAGACCCCAAAGCGUGUGAUCCAGAGGGCGUUCAUGGCCAACAGUACUCCAGAUGAGAAAACCCAGAGGCUGAGUAGUGAACACCGUAUCGGCAGCAGCUCCACAAUGGCUAUGUAUCGCUCUGCCUCCACGUUCAGUUUGAGUGAUUCUGCCAAGAGCAGUGUCAUGGUGCAGCGCUCUAACUCUCUGGACCAUCCUCCUGUCAGAGCCAGGGUCCCUGUCUGUAUACGUGCCCCCUGCAGCCCAGCCCCAGCCCCAAAACUUGCCCAUAGUCCUGGUCCUAAACCUGCCUCUGAGUCCAACCAAAGCCUUUGCCCCGAUAAUCGCCCUAGCACCCGGACGUCUAUCCUUCAUGCUCCUUUAUCGUCCCAACCAGCACAAGCUCACCCAGGUCCCACCUCUUCAACCUCCAUUGUCAUUCCAGCUGUCCUAAACUCCACUCAGCCAAACUCCAAAAACCCCAAUCCAAAAUUAAGCCAGCGUGUGUCCAGACACCUACCUUCUGUAGAGCUCCAGCCAAGGUUCCCUCAGCCUGUUAUUAUCAAAGGCGGGACCGUUUCUGAGUCAUGCAGGUAUCCCCGAUCCCCCUUGGACCCACGCAAGGCUGCCCUGACCAGUCCUCGCAGGGAGACUCUGCUUUAAACCAUCGCUAAUGCACGCCAUUCCCCCUCCAUGGUUAAUCUUCAUUCCAUGUUUGAGAGGAAGUACCACACAUUCAGCCGUUCAACCACCCACCUUUACUGAGACGCCGCUGCUCGCAAGCACCAGCAGGACCCAAGUCGACCCAACUUUUCACCUCCUUUGCCUAGACUGCCGCUAAUAGCAAGACCUGAACGGGCAGGUUGAAGUUGAAGCUACCUGUAAAUUAUGGCAAACUGGCAUUUGUCCAUACUCCUUACAGACAUUUAGCUGCAUUUAGAAUUGAACCAGCUGCUGUUGAUGCAGAAACUUGCACCAAGAAGGGUUAAAAAACCUUAAACCCAUUGUUCACCAACCAGCUGAAACUGGUCUGUGUUGCAGAGAAUACGCAUCUGACAAGGCAGUUUGGUGCGCUUUUUUCCAACCAUGGAAUGCUAACACAAUGCUAAUUAAGACUGUCACUAACUGGGAAGGUACUGCGCCAUGCAAAGGGGCAACAGGUGUGCAAGAAACCACUGUGAUGUAAAGUUUGCCUUACCGUUAAAAAAUGAAGGAUGCUCUGGUUGUUGUCUGCAGUUAUUGGACUACCUAGACACGAUUGAGUUUUGUUAAUGUACUUUACUAGACACCUUUGUGUUUAUACGCUUUCCUCGUGGUUGUUGUUGUAUGAAGUGUUCAGUGAAGUGUUGGCACUAACUUUAUUAUUAAACAUGUCUGUCCUUUUGGUUUAAAUGGGUACUUUUAGUCCCUAAUGAUGUCCCAAGAAGCCUCAUGAAGCAUUUCUUUAUUCUCUGAGCCCACUAGAUGGUUCUCUAUGUUC
Messenger RNA from Centropristis striata (black sea bass), 4554 nucleotides. It is a transcript of the gene ect2, whose product is annotated as epithelial cell transforming 2. Bases 384 to 3737 code for a protein of 1117 amino acids. Gene Ontology annotation, cellular component: nucleus; cell cortex. Gene Ontology annotation, molecular function: GTPase activator activity; guanyl-nucleotide exchange factor activity. Gene Ontology annotation, biological process: mitotic cytokinesis; intracellular signal transduction; regulation of cytokinesis, actomyosin contractile ring assembly. The transcript is spliced from 27 exons. Lineage: Eukaryota; Metazoa; Chordata; Actinopteri; Perciformes; Serranidae. The record is from RefSeq and is a predicted model, not a curated record.